Molecule: messenger RNA, 1129 nt
Organism: Phalacrocorax carbo (great cormorant)
Lineage: Eukaryota; Metazoa; Chordata; Aves; Suliformes; Phalacrocoracidae
Source: RefSeq, a predicted model, not a curated record
AAUAAAUACAUCCACCCCCAAAUGCAAAUACAUCAGAAGAGGUUCCUUCCCCAGGGCUCAGAGCAGAGCAGGCUCAGACAGGAGAGCAGCACUAUGAGGCUGUUUGUCUUGCUAGCUGUGCUUUACAGUGGAGUAAGCAGCAGCAUUGUGCUGCAGAAAAUGUAUGGGAGGAUCACAUCCCCAAACUUCCCAAAUGUCUACCCAAAUCACAAGGAGAGAACCUGGAAUAUUACUGUCCCCAAGGGAUAUUUUGUCCGCAUCUACUUCACGCAUUUCAACGUGGAGCUGUCCUACCUGUGUGAAUAUGAUUAUGUGAAGCUGAGCUCUGGCGGGAGGACCUUGGCCACGCUGUGUGGAAAGGAUAGCACAGACACUGAGGAGGCUCCGGGCAACAAGACAUACAUCUCUGCUGACAACAACCUCAUGGUAGUGUUUCGGUCUGACUACUCCAAUGAGAAAGCAUUCACAGGCUUUGAGGCCUUUUAUGCUGCUGAAGAUAUCGAUGAGUGCAAACAGCUGUUUGAUGGUGAACCCCUCUGCAAUCAUCACUGUCACAACUACGUGGGGGGCUACUAUUGCAGCUGUCGGAUUGGCUACACACUGCAUGAAAACAAGAGGACAUGCACAGGUUUGCCAUGUCCUAGUCCUGAAGCACCACCCCAUGGUCACACCGCACCAGUGCAAGCAGAGGACUUUCUGGCUGACCCCUGUGCUCUCUGUUGUGGCAUCGGAUAUGUGCGACUUGAGAAUUAAAAUGUUGUGGAGUCUUUUGUAGUGGAAUGUCGAAAGGAUGCUUCUUGGACCAAACCAAUGGCAAAGUGCAUCACCGUUGGCUGUGGUCAGCCUGCGGACCCAGCCAGCCGUGCCCUUAUAUAUGUUAUGGGGCCUGAGGAAAUCACCUCCAACACUGAAAAUCAGUACCAGUGUGACGCCUUCAGGCUAAUAACAACGGUAAAUACACAUGCAGUGGUGGUGAACACUGGAAAAAUGCCAAAGGAGAAAUAACCCCUCCUGUCUGUGACCCAGGUACUGCAUGAACGGACCCGAUAGCUGGAAUUAGCCGUUGCUGCAAAAUCAAUCCCAAGCUCUGGGCUCGUACUGACGGUCGCUGGUCUGCGGCCAGGCUCUG